AUGCCACAACAAAUGCAACAAACUGGUGAGACACGGAGCAGACAUUCGGACCCCUACAACCCUAUUAGAGGUGCAUCACAAAUGUGUGGCCAACAAGUGGAAGCAACUAUGCCAAAGGAAAACCAACGAUUGUCACUGCAGUUGCCACAACUUCUGCAAGAAUUGAGGCAACUGCAGGACCAAGUUGCACAUCAACAAUCGCGAACGACCGGUGCCAAAAGUGACAAGAAAUUCCCACAGAAACAGGCGAUUAAAAAAUUUGGAGGGAGAAAACCUCAUGUGAUUCGCAGAAACAUUAAUAUUGCUGCGGCAAAUCUACAAGUGGUCGCUUCACCGCUCGCUGAUCGCUAUUGGCUAAAAAUUUCACAGUCAGAGUUAAUAGCAAAGUUAAGACGUUAUAUUAUCGCACCGAAUCUUUUGCCCGUCUAUGGCUACCCAUUUAAAAGUUGUUUGUACAAGGGUAAAGUUGUAAUUUAUAAGAAGUUGCCCCCCCGGUUCUAUACAAAGAGUACCAGCAAGCCAAAUGCGCCCCACAACGAUGAGAACGUGUACCCGACUGACUUGGACCGACAACACGUGCCGAAUAAUGAUGAAGAGCCUAAGCAAUGCGUACGCUGUGAACGUCCGUUUCGCAUCACAAACACCGGCGAAUAUGUAACGCGAGAGAAAUGUACUUUCCAUAAAGGAAAGUUACAUCGAGUGUAUACUCAAAACAAGAAAUACAACUUACAGUACACCUGUUGUGGCGCCUCCAGAGAGUCAGUGGGCUGCGCGUCCAAUCCGGUGCACGUAUGGACCGGUGUUGUGUCCGGCCUUAAUGGACCAUAUAGAGGUUUUGUGCACACACGCCAUAUUACCGACGAGCCCAAGGUGUACGCGUUGGACUGUGAAAUGUUUCAUACAGGACGUGGACUGGCCUUGACCAAGGUCACCGUGAUCGGCUUCGAUGGGCAAUUAGUUUAUCAGAAUUUUGUGCGUCCCACGUCCAUCGUCGUGGACCACAAUAGGCGGUUCUCAGGUGUUACUGACAGAGAUGUAUCCAAAUCAAAAAAGCCAGUUAAGACGCUCGGUGAGGUGCAGCUUGAUUUGCUUCAAAUAAUCGACGCCAACUCAAUACUUAUAGGACAUGGUUUGGAGAAUGAUUUGAGGGUCCUGCAAAUUGUGCACCAAACCGUUGUCGACACUUCGAUCGUAUUUUCCCAUUCCAACGGUUUUCCUUAUCGACACUCGCUAAAGCAUUUGGUAAAAAAACACUUAAAGCGUAACAUUCAAUUAGAAGGCAAGAGUCACGAUACUUUAGAGGAUGCACGGGCAUGUUGGGAGCUGAUGCUCUGGAAGGUGGCCACCGACAAACAGGAGGGCUGA
Molecule: messenger RNA, 1365 nt
Organism: Bactrocera tryoni
Lineage: Eukaryota; Metazoa; Arthropoda; Insecta; Diptera; Tephritidae
Product: putative exonuclease GOR
Exons: 1
Coding region: 1-1365 (454 amino acids)
Cellular component (GO): nucleus
Molecular function (GO): exonuclease activity; nucleic acid binding
Source: RefSeq, a predicted model, not a curated record